GAAAGACAGCUGUUAUAAUAUGAUGCAGUGCAUUGCUGCUGGGCAUCAGAUUGUUGCUUUGGCAAACCUAAGACCAGCUGAAAACCAAGUGAAUUCUGAUGAAUUGGAUAGCUAUAUGUAUCAGACAGUGGGUCAUCAUGCCAUUGACUUAUAUGCAGAAGCGAUGGCUCUUCCUCUCUAUCGCCGAACCAUAAGAGGAAUGAGCUUGGAUACAGGACGAGAGUACACCGAGUGUGAAGGUGAUGAGGUCGAAGAUCUCUAUGAGCUUCUGAAACUUGUUAAGCCAACGCUAACAACCACUGAGAAACUGUCACCCUUAGUCCAACAGACAAGGAGGAACAAUUCUGCCAACAGCCCUGAAAAAGAAGAGGUAGAGGGAAUAUCAGUAGGUGCUAUACUUUCUGACUAUCAGCGUGUUCGAGUAGAAAAUGUAUGUAAAAGGCUUAAUCUCCAGCCCUUAGCUUACCUUUGGCAGAGAAACCAGGAGAAUUUGCUCCGAGAAAUGAUAUCAUCUAACAUUCAAGCGGUGAUCAUCAAAGUAGCAGCUUUGGGUUUAGAUCCUGAUAAGCAUCUUGGGAAAACCCUGGAUCAAAUGGAACCUUAUCUCCUGGAGCUUUCUAAGAAAUAUGGAGUACAUGUUUGUGGAGAAGGUGGAGAGUAUGAAACAUUCACUUUGGAUUGCCCUCUAUUUAAGAAGAAAAUAAUUGUGGAUUCAUCAGAAGUAGUCACACAUUCAGCUGAUGCAUUUGCACCUGUGGCCUAUCUACGCUUUUUAGAAUUGCACUUGGAGGACAAGGUGUCCCCAGGGCCUGACAACUACAGAACAUCUAAUUAUAUACAUAAUUCUUGAAAAGCUUUUUGAAUGUUAUCCAUUAAACUACCAUUUCUUUGCCAAAAA
Carlito syrichta (Philippine tarsier) is the source of this 898-nucleotide messenger RNA. RefSeq names its product diphthamine biosynthesis 6 (gene DPH6). The record is from RefSeq and is a predicted model, not a curated record. The transcript is spliced from 9 exons. Gene Ontology annotation, molecular function: diphthine-ammonia ligase activity. Gene Ontology annotation, biological process: protein histidyl modification to diphthamide. NCBI's taxonomy places the organism in Eukaryota, Metazoa, Chordata, Mammalia, Primates, Tarsiidae. The coding region runs from base 20 to 850 and encodes 276 amino acids.